Messenger RNA from Anarrhichthys ocellatus (wolf-eel), 3404 nucleotides. Its product is annotated as oocyte zinc finger protein XlCOF6.1-like. The record is from RefSeq and is a predicted model, not a curated record. The transcript has 2 exons. NCBI's taxonomy places the organism in Eukaryota, Metazoa, Chordata, Actinopteri, Perciformes, Anarhichadidae. Bases 86 to 1465 code for a protein of 459 amino acids. Gene Ontology annotation, biological process: regulation of transcription by RNA polymerase II. Gene Ontology annotation, molecular function: DNA-binding transcription factor activity, RNA polymerase II-specific; RNA polymerase II cis-regulatory region sequence-specific DNA binding. Gene Ontology annotation, cellular component: nucleus.
CCCGUCGCUACUGCUCAAAAAACACGGAAGUGGUUUAAACUUCUAAGUUCUAACUGUACAGCGCUGUCCAGUCGACAGUUUAAAUAUGUCUAAAGUUGAAAUGUUGAGAGUAGUGGUGACUGAGCGUCUCACCGCGGCUGCCGAGGAGAUAUUUGGACUUUUUGAAAGAACCUUAGCGGAGUACGAAGAGGAACUUUGUCGUUCGAAGCGAGAUAACGAGUGUCAACGCAAACUACUGGACGCUGUUUUGAAGCCUGAAGUUCGGUUACACAGAGUAGUGUUAUCUGCAGAUGUUCAGCAGGACCCAGAGCCCCCACAUAUUAAAGAGCAACAGGAGCAAUGCUGGAGCAGUCAGGAGGAAGAGCAGCUUCAAGGACCAUUUCCUGUAAAGAGUGAAGAUGACGAAGCUCAGUCCUCACAGCUUCAUCAAAUGCAAGAAGAGAACAGUGAGGCAGAGCCUCCAGCUAGCAGCUCAGCUCAACAGGGGGAUAUGGAGAGUGAUAGAGAGGACCAUGGAGGAUCAGAACCAACCAGGAGCUUAGAUCCAGAUAGUUAUUCACAACCAGCUAAUGAUGAGACUCUAGAGUCUUCUGAACAAGUGGACACUGUGAAAUCAAAGCGGACCCAGACGGGUGUUUCUGUCAGUCAACCAGCUAGGGACGACAGGACUUCAGACUCUUGUGAGCCUGAGACUGAAGACAGUGAUGGGCACUGGGAGGAGACAAAGAAACUUCAGUCAAAUUUAAAAACACUGACAAACAAUGGCGUUGCUGAAGGUGAAGACCAUAACACCAGCAAGAAGUCUCUGAGCUGCUCCAAGUGUGGUAAAACAUUUAAACCCAACGGAAAAAGUGCCCCGGGAAUGGAACCAUCAGCUUGCUCAGUUUGUGUUCAAAGAUCCACACAAAGUUCACGAUUAAUCACAAAUAAGAGAACUCAUUCAGGGGAAAACAUCUUCAGAUGUUCAGUUUGUAAGAGACAAUUUAGCUACAAAGGAGAUGCUGUGAGACACAUACGAAUUCACACCGGAGAGAAACCCUUUAGCUGCUCAGUGUGCAGUAAACGAUUCACGCAGAGCACAGGCUUGAGCUCCCACAUGAGAACCCACACAGGAGAGAAACCAUUCAGCUGCUCGCUCUGUCCUAAACGGUUCAUCCGGAGUGGAGUUCUGGACCGACACAUGAGAGUUCACACAGGAGAAAAGCCUUACAGCUGCUCAGAGUGCAAUGCAAGUUUUAGUCUAAGUCAGUCACUGUUAAAACACAUGAGGAUCCAUACAGGAGAGAAACCAUUCAGCUGCUCAGUUUGCGAUAAAAAUUUCACUCAGAAAGGACAUCUGACACAACACAUGAUGCUCCACACAGGGGAGAAGUCAUUCAGUUGCCGUGUCUGUGGUAGAAAAUUCACCAGACAGUCUCGUGUGAAAAAUCAUAAGUGUCUUUCUGAGAGCAGCAGCAGUAAAUGAAACUCUGAUGAAUUUCACACUUUGAAUGUCUUACUAUCCGCCCAAUAUGGAUUAAGUGGUUAAGGUAGGAACAGCAUGAAUGUAUUUGAAAUAUGUACGCAAUUGGGCUAAUUCUUUUGUAAAAGAUCUAAUUUGAAUUAGAACUAGAACUAAUGCAUCAUUUUUUAAUUACGAUUCUGCAAACCAAUGAUCGACUAAUUAUUAGCUGCAAUAUUCAGCAUAUUUAAGAUAAUAGGAAUCUUUAUUAUUUCAUCCAAUUGCAGAUAUAAUAGAUACAUUUAAGAAAUGUGCCACUUAGCCUCUGAUGCAGCUGCUCCAGUAUGUGAGCGGUAGCCGAAAUUCAUGUUGUUGGACGAUAUAUUGUCCCAGAAAUAGUUGCAAUAAACAUUAUUGUAAUUUUUACUGAUAAAUUCCUAAUAUAUUAGUUUAACAAUGCAAGUACACCAUUUUAAAAGAGCAAUGAAAGUUUUAUUACGAAAGCACUUCAGUUAAUGCAAAUUGAAUGUGACUACAGAUGAAAAAUAGCCUUUUGGCUAACUGGCACAUUUGCACAAAUGUUUUUAUUAAUGUGCACUGUCCCGUUCAAAUAAACCAAUAAAUAAAAUUAAAAAAAAUAUAUAUAUCUUAGAUAAAUAGGACAUUAAUAGAAUAAAACAACGCAACCAAAACAAUAAAUAUAAUGAUCUCAGGCUCUGUUAAUAAAAAUGUGCAAUGUCUGCACAAUGCCCAAGUCCUCUUGGUAGGGACAACUCUGAAAUUUGUUCUGGCAUCAUGUCGGCAAGUGUUCGUGACAUUCUUAUGUUAACAAACACGCAUGUAAACAACAACACAGAGGUAGGCGAAACCGCUAGAUGUCAUGUCCAUAUAUUGUACGAUAAGUCAAUAAUGUAAAUAUUAUUGAGAUCUAUCCAAAUAUUGUUCAAUAAAACAAUAAUGUAAAAAUGAUUAGGGUCAUGUCCGAUAAGUCAGUAUCUUAAAAAGGAUGAGGUCAUGUCCAUAUAUCAUACGGACUCCUUCAACUCCUUCACUUCACACAUACAUUUGUUUAUUUUGUUUUCUUUUUGUGUCUGAGCUUGUCUACUAUGUGAAAACGAUUAAGGUCAUGUCCAUAUAUGGAAUGAUAAGUUGAUCACUUAAAAAUUAGUGAGAUCAUACCAUAUAUCAUGCAAGCAGAUAUAGUUGAACGUACAACCGCAGAUAUGAAUCAUAACCAGAUUAUCAUUGUGAAUAAGAUUGCAGCGCAGUGAUUAUAAAGACAAUAUUCAUACACUAUACGUAUAUUACGCGGACCUACCGAUGCACAUUCGACCUACGUUGGACCCGUUUAUGAGUCAACCAUCAAUUUUUGUCUCACUCAGUAGAAACUUCAGUCUGCAGUGUAGUUCAUAUGCCUUUACUGUACACCUUAGAAGUGUACAGUAAAAUUAUCAAAGAAAGCUUUCUCUCUCCCUGGAUGCACAAAGAAGGUCUAAAAAUGCAGUGUGGGAGUGUUUCACUUAACCAACACCACGGAAUGCAAAGAAGGUAUCGGCAUGGGAAGAGCAGUGACUUUUUAAAUUAAGUUAAUGUUGAAAAGUUAUCUUUUACAGCAUUUAAUUAAACAUAUGCUUUAAAGGCAUUUAAACAAAGUUUUGUGAUGGAGUUUGUGUUAUUCCUGAGUUUUAUACAAAGGUUUUCUUUUUACUGCAAACAUAUUCUUUUCAAAUAUUGGUAUUGGCCUCUUUGAUCAGUAAUAAUAGAUAUCUGCCCUGGAAGAAAUAUAAUGGUGGACCCACCUGCACAGAGUAAGAAGUUAACCUAUGUAGAAGAUUUAUAAUACGAAAUACAUUUCUCUUCAUCAGACAGACAGACAGACAGACAGUAGAUGAUGGAGAGGUUAGCAGUGCACAGGACCACACUGCAUGAACUGUAUCGGAAAAGUGUGCUGGUGCGUGUGAGA